Messenger RNA from Phlebotomus papatasi, 881 nucleotides. RefSeq lists its product as uncharacterized. The coding region runs from base 104 to 862 and encodes 252 amino acids. NCBI's taxonomy places the organism in Eukaryota, Metazoa, Arthropoda, Insecta, Diptera, Psychodidae. The record is from RefSeq and is a predicted model, not a curated record. The transcript has 2 exons.
CAGUGUGUGUGCCUGUGAGUCGCGUCGCGUCGUUUUGCGGUAAAAAUUUUGAUCAAAAUUCUUUGAAAAAGUUUUGAUUGGGGAUCGAAAUAAAUUCAAGAAAAUGCAAAUGGUUAUCUAUGAGUUCAUAGCAUGUUACAAGAAACAGGAAAAUUUGUGGAAUAACAAGCAUAAACACUACAAUGAUAGAAGUAUGAGAAAGAGAGCAUUGGAUAAAUUGACAGAGAUUCUUCGAAAGGCUGAACCUGAUGCCAACAGAGAUACUGCUACCAAAAAGAUUAACUCCUUGAGGACGAAUUUUAACAAUGAAUACAAGAAAUUGCAGAAGUUUAUGUCUGAAACAGAUGAAGAUAUCUCUCACUAUAAACCACGCAAUCCUUAUUUCUUCAGUCUCAUGUUCCUCGCUGAUCUGGACAAGAAAAAUGAAGAAAAGGGCAGCAUUCUUAUUGCCAGGAGUCCGGUACGCGACACAGACUUAAAAAUUAAUAACAGCAAUGAGGAUGAUUAUACUGCAAUUUUUGACUCAGCUGAUGAUUCUACCAAUCACAAUUUGGAGGAAGAUGCAGAGGUCAGCCAAAUUGUAUUCGUGGAGGGUUUCAACACCGCCAAGGACGAGAAAUCUUCAGAGACUAGAUCAUCGCUGAGGAAACGCAAGAAAUCAGAGGAUGGAAAUAAUUCCAAUAUUUUUGAUGAUCCUCAAAUUCAGCUAAAUGAUGAAUGUGAAGCAUUUGGAAAAUAUAUUGCAGCUCAAAUGAGGACUUUGGACCAUGAGCAAAAGAUCAUACUAAAGAAAGUUAUUAAUGAAGCAAUGUUCCGUGCGGAAAUGAGGAAUCUUAAUGUUAAAACACGUUUAACGGAUUGAGAAUAAAAAUUCAAUUAAA